Molecule: messenger RNA, 474 nt
Organism: Schistocerca americana (American grasshopper)
Lineage: Eukaryota; Metazoa; Arthropoda; Insecta; Orthoptera; Acrididae
Product: trypsin alpha-like
Exons: 2
Coding region: 1-474 (157 amino acids)
Biological process (GO): proteolysis
Molecular function (GO): serine-type endopeptidase activity
Source: RefSeq, a predicted model, not a curated record
AUGCAGCGCCUCGUCCUCCUUCUGGUGUGCAUGCUGGGUUCUGCACUGCCCUGCCGCAUCAUUGGGGGGACCAACGCAGACAUUGCCGACUACCCAUGGCAGGUGUCCUUCCAGAAGUUGGGUUCACACAACUGUGGAGCGUCCAUCAUCGGCUCCAGCUGGGUCCUGACGGCGGCCCACUGCGUGGACGGCCUCAGUCUCUCAUGGAUGAGUUUCCGGGUCGGCAGCUCAAUCCGUGAGAGCGGUGGCUCCAUCCUGCAGGCGUCCUCUGGCUACAUGCACGGCAAAUACGACAGCGACACAACUGACUACGAUAUUACCGUUGUCCAGGUGUCCGGGUCGCUGCUCGGCAGCAACGCCCAGGUGGUGAGCCUGUCCUCUGACGGCUACGACCCGGCGGCUGGCCUGGCGGUGACGGUGACCGGCCGGAACACUCUUCCCCCAAACAGACGUCCUUGGUUGGAGCUAUACUGA